UCUCCAGAGUUCAACCAGUGUACCGGAGAAAAUAAGUGCAUCAAUAUUCGCGAGUGCGCCAUGUUUGGGCCGCACUUUACCGAGCCAGCCAAGUGGUCCAAUGCGUUGAAGGGUGAAUUUCGGCAGCGUUUCUGCAAACGAGAGUCAAUCAAUGGUGUGAACGUGUUCAAAGUAUGCUGCCCACCUGAACCAAUCAUGGGCCGUGAGCUGCACGGUAUGGACUUACUGAAUUUUACAACCUGUGGAGCAAAUUCGGAGGAUCGGAUAGCGCAUGGCAAGUACGCGCGACUUUUCCAAUUUCCCUGGAUGACACUGCUUGAGAACAACAAGGGAAACUUUCCGUGCGGGGCGACCCUGAUUGCCGAGCGAUAUGUGCUGACGGCCGCCCAUUGCGUCAAGGACGACGACAUAGUAUCGGUACGAUUGGGUGAGUACGAUCUGGACAACGCCACAGACUGUGAUAAGCGCGGAGAAGAAUGCGCCAUGCCAGUGCAGGAUAUUCCAAUUGAGCGGAUCAUCAAACACGACGACUACAGUAACCGGUACAAACGGAACGACAUCGCAUUGAUUCGGCUUUCUCGUAAGGCUUCCCUCAAUGAUAACGUGAUACCGAUCUGUUUGCCAAUAGAAUCCAGGGUCCGCACGAUACAAACGAAUUAUGUAGUCGCUGGCUGGGGUACCACACACGAUAGUGUGUCCUCUGCCAAGCUUCAGUACGCCAUUCUGACCCUGAUGCCCAACGACAAAUGCCUAGCGCGGUUGCGUCUCGAAGAUCGCUACGUCAGGGUAGAAGAAAGCCAGCUAUGCGCGAUCGGAGCCAAUAUGAGUGACAACUGCUCAGGAGAUUCGGGUGGACCGCUGAAAACGAUCAGCGUUAGUGGUCAGUACGUGCAGUACGGGGUCGUGUCGUUUGGCCUGAACACUUGUGGAAAACUGAGCGCCCCUGGUGUAUAUACGCGCGUCGAAAACUUUAUCGACUGGAUUCUGGAAAACAUGGAGGAAUAAUGCGAGCAAGGCACUCCUAGGCUCCAGCUAUGAUAACGCACCUUCAUUGGCCUUCGUACUUAAUGUCGUCCUUUCGUAUUUAUGUUAAUCUUUUUCGAGAAUCUUCGAUCUUACUUAGAAAAGUAAGUUUAAGCUUAUUGAAUCAAUUGAGAU
Molecule: messenger RNA, 1158 nt
Organism: Anopheles bellator
Lineage: Eukaryota; Metazoa; Arthropoda; Insecta; Diptera; Culicidae
Product: CLIP domain-containing serine protease HP8-like
Exons: 4
Biological process (GO): proteolysis
Molecular function (GO): serine-type endopeptidase activity
Source: RefSeq, a predicted model, not a curated record